This is a messenger RNA of Juglans regia (Persian walnut), 2150 nucleotides long. RefSeq lists its product as uncharacterized. The coding region runs from base 842 to 1927 and encodes 361 amino acids. The record is from RefSeq and is a predicted model, not a curated record. NCBI's taxonomy places the organism in Eukaryota, Viridiplantae, Streptophyta, Magnoliopsida, Fagales, Juglandaceae. The transcript has 3 exons.
AUCUAAACUCACCCUUAAUGUCUCGGAAACUCAUCCCCAGAUUCCGUUUGUGAGUGAAGGUAAAAUUGCGGGUUGCACACUUCCACUUGCACCCCACCAUGCAUUAGUCGGAUUUGCGACUGAGAAAGUUCAGCAAUACAUAUUUAUUUACCCCUGAAGAAAAAGGUUCAUCAAUUCCCAUGCAAAUAGUUAUUCUAUUGCAGUAUUGCGUUAUGUCUUUUUUUAAAGAUGCUGGCUGGUUCCAGUUUUUAACCACGUAACUUUUUGUUAGUAUUAUAAUAUCUGAUGGAUCUGGGAUUUCAUCUCAAUCUCUCUCUGCAACUCUCAAAAUUCCAUGUUUUUAAGGUACUAUUCUCUACAGAUUUACCUUCCCUUCUGCAAAACCCAUCUGGCAUUUGUGUCGUUGAGCAGGAGCUGUUGCAUUAUGAGGCCUUAAUGCUUUUUCUACUCGAUCUUAAGUUUAGCAACCCAAAACCAUAUUUAUAUGGAUAGAUUUCAGAUGGGGUCCUUGCUGCAGUGAAGGAAAUUACGGAUAUGUGGGGGGGUUCCCGUUCCUGCAGGGUAUACUGGUUUUUGUUUGAUGCUACCCACUGGCCAAUGUGUUAUAUUUAUUUGUAAAUUUAAACCCCAUGUUUCCUGUCGGGUGGGUUGGAAAAAAAAAAAUACUUUAGGCAUCUCGGACCUGAAUCAUUUCGAUUUGCCUCUAGCGUCUGUUCUGCUUAAUCACAGGUUGGAAAGCUUUUAACUUCCAUUCACAAUGACUUGAAUGGAGUUUGGUCUGGUUUGUGGUCAUCUUUAACUGAUCUUGUGAGGGAGACAGACAACUUUGUUGAGUUUGAAAAUGAGAUCUGUAGAGGAUAAGGGGUGUUACAACCAUGGGUCAACGGCUGAGAUUUCAACUAGCAGUGCCACUAGUUUUGAGUUUCACAAAGGUAAUGGAGCUAAUACCCGCAAUCAUAGGACUGCCUUGGGUAAACCGACACCCUCAAAAUGGGACGAUGCACAAAAAUGGCUGGUUGGAUUGUCAAGAGUGGGAGAAAAAAGCCAGUCGAAAACCAAGCCACGGAAUUCAAAUGCUGAUGACCUGAGACUAAUAGCUCCUGUUCCACAAAAGGAGCAGGAUUACUCGAGCGGUGAGGAGGAUGAAGGUGAAGAAGAACAAAAUGGAUGUGCCGUUUCUGCAAUGACAGAUCAGUAUGGAGUGGAAACAAAGAAGGUGGACGAGUCAGUUUGGCGUAGCGGUAAGCCUUCAGAGAGUUCAACACCGGCUGUGCGAUCAAUAUGUGUGAGGGACAUGGGAACUGAGAUGACCCCAGCUGCAAGCCUUGAGCCUUCAAGAACAGCCACCCCGAUUAGAGCCACAACUCCUGCAGCAAGGAGCCCUGUAGCUUCGGGAUCCUCCACCCCAGUCAGGUGUCAAAAUGGAAAGCAAAACGAGGGGUAUCAGACUGAUGGCAGAGGAGAAGCCAUUCCUAUUGGCAGGGGGAGUGGGGCGAGCAGACAGUGCGGAGGCGACUCAAAUGAUUGCAAUAGGCCUGAUCAGAACAAGAAUUCAGAUCAAGGUAAAACGAUGAGUCCUUUAGAAAGCAGAGCAAUGGCUUGGGAUGAGGCAGAACGUGCCAAAUACAUGGCAAGGUAUAAGCGUGAAGAGGUGAAGAUACAAGCCUGGGAAAAUCAUGAGAAGAGGAAGGCUGAGAUGGCAAUGAGGAAAAUGGAGGUGAAAGCUGAGAGAUUGAAAGCAAGGGCACAAGAGAGAUUGGCAAACAAACUUGCUGCAACUAGAAGAAUAGCUGAAGAAAAGCGCGCAAAUGCCGAGGCCGAACUGAAUGAGAAAGCAGCAAAGACUUCUGAGACAGCAGAUUAUAUAAGAAGGACGGGUCACUUGCCCUAUACAUUCUCAUUCAAGUUGCCUUCUCUUUGCUGGUAGCAACUCUGCAUUUACAUUUACAUGUAACUUUUGCCAGUUAUUUGAAUUAUAUGUAAGCUUUUGCAUAUGCUACUGAUGUUGCAAAAAAAUGCAUUCACAUGUGGUUCCUUCAAUAAAUUUUGGACACCCUUUUCUGGGGAAGUCUUCUUUCUCUUUUUGCAUUGUACAUUGAGCAGGGGAAGCAGAAGACCAUUCAAAGUCGUAUAUUGGCCAUUUGCUGCUA